UGCAUGCGACACAUCCAGCCUAUGCGCGGAUGUGCGUCGAUAUAUACAAAAACAAGAGACCCUGAAGCAACUCAAAUAUAACAAGUAGCAUUUCAAUGUAAUGCUGUUGGUGAUACUCAAAUUAUUGCAUUGAAAGGGUGGAUCUGCCCAAGGGUAGCCGGGCUUUACAGCGUAUUAUGUCAGUUACCUCCGGAAUCAAGCGUCAAGUACGGCUUUAAAUACCCCAGACUCAGUCGACCCCCCGAAGACCCUCCGACGAUUUCGCUGUAUAAUGCGUCCAAUGACCCAUGUCAGUCCCGGCCACUCCCCGAGCACCCACCGAUAGACUUCCCGUUAACCCCUUGAUGAUUUCACGAAAACAGCAGUAUAUAUACCAUAUUUAGCAAGCACAUCAGAGUCAUGUUACCUUCGAAGUAGCAUCGUCUCCUUAGGCCAGUCGAUCGUUCCGAACUGUUGGGUUCUUUACAGCAUUGUGAAAGAUUCCAAGGAGCCGGGACUACUAAACAUGGAUACUAACAAGGCGGAGAAGGAGUCUGUCGAGACCACGACUGUGAAUACAACUCCCAACUCGGAUUCGUCGACCAUGAAGCCAGAUUCAGAAAAGGACGUUGAAGCGGGACCGGACAAUCGCGCGCUUGGUGCUGAUGAGAAGGACCCGAACAUCGUCGAGUGGGAUGGACCCGACGACCCAGAGAAUCCGAUGAACUGGCCCGAUGGCAAGAAAUGGAUCAAUAUCAGCAUCGUGUCAAUCAUCACCAUCGUAACUCCCUUAGGUUCUUCGAUGUUUGCCCCUGGUAUUCCUAGCAUCAUGGAGGAAUUCCACUCAACGUCGUCUACCGUAGCCACGUUCCUUCUCUCGAUCUACAUCCUAGGCUUUGCUUUCGGCCCGCUUCUUGUGGCCCCGCUGAGCGAGAUCAUCGGCCGUCAACCCCUUUACGUGUUUGGUAACAUAAUCUUCGUUCUCUUCACCGUCGGCGCCGCUCUUGCCAACAGUAUCGGGAUGUUGAUGGCGUUUCGUUUACUCAUGGGUCUCGCUGGAUCAAUCCCCAUCACUAUCGGAAGCGGCACGAUUGCGGACAUCAUGCCACUCGAGAAACGUGGUAGAGCCAUGUCGGUUUGGUCAUUGGGUCCUCUCUUGGGUCCUUGUAUUGGCCCUAUCGCCGGUGGUUACUUAAUCCAGGCCGCUGGCUGGAGGUGGGUGUAUUGGCUGAUGGUUAUUCUCGCCGGAAUCUUUAUCCCUGUCUCUAUCAUCUUCCUCAAGGAGACCUUCGCCCCUGUCCUUCUCGAGCGCAAGACCCAGAAGCUCCGCAAGGAGACAGGAAACCUAAACCUACAAAGCAAGCUCUCGGAAAGACUCAGCCCUGUAGAUCAAUUCAAGGUGGCCAUAGUUCGCCCUGUGAAACUUUUGGUAUUGACGCCGAUCGUCACCCUUAUGUCGCUUUACGUUGCGAUAUCCUACGGAAUUCUAUAUCUUCUCAUCACGACCUUCUCAUUCGUUUUCACCGACCAAUACGGAUUCAGCGAGGGUGACAACGGCCUCACAUUUCUUCCGGCUGGGAUAGGUUUCAUCGUUGGCGUUAUCGGCUUCGGGCAGAUUGUGGAUUGGAUGGUCAAGCGAAACCAAGCCAAGGGAAUCGAGCAUAAACCUGAACUUCGUCUUGUUCCUGGCCUUACGAUCCCCUGCGGUCUCACGCUCCCCAUCGGCUUAUUUAUUUAUGGAUGGACUACCCAGUACGCGGUGCACUGGAUUGUUCCCAUGAUUGGUGUUCUCAUAUUCAGUGCCGGACUGAUGGGUGUAUUGUUCUGCAUCCAGAAUUACCUCGUCGAUACGUAUCUCCGCUACGCUGCAUCUGUAACAGCCGCAAUGACCGUCCUUCGAUCGUUGCUAGGUGCGCUUCUUCCCCUCGGCGGUCUCGAGAUGUACAACACCUUAGGCCUCGGAUGGGGUAACAGCUUGCUCGGUUUCAUCUCACUCGCGCUCAUCCCGAUACCCGUCGUUUUCUAUAUAUUCGGCGAGAGGAUACGGGGCAGGUUCAAUAUUAAGUUGUGAUAGUGCUUAGCUGAUUGUUGGAUAUUAACAUUAACAAAAGCUCGACUGUAUACUAAAAUUAUAGAGAUACAUACCCAAUGUAUAUAGAGGCAAUGCAGAUUGAACAUAUCCGUCAUUUAC
This is a messenger RNA of Annulohypoxylon maeteangense, 2170 nucleotides long. Its product is annotated as MFS general substrate transporter. Gene Ontology annotation, biological process: transmembrane transport. Gene Ontology annotation, molecular function: transmembrane transporter activity. Lineage: Eukaryota; Fungi; Ascomycota; Sordariomycetes; Xylariales; Hypoxylaceae. The transcript is spliced from 4 exons. Bases 506 to 2050 code for a protein of 514 amino acids. The record is from RefSeq and is a predicted model, not a curated record.